Triticum urartu is the source of this 1490-nucleotide messenger RNA. NCBI's taxonomy places the organism in Eukaryota, Viridiplantae, Streptophyta, Magnoliopsida, Poales, Poaceae. The record is from RefSeq and is a predicted model, not a curated record.
AAAGUUAUACUGACGUUAAGACACUUAUUUUGGGACGAAGAGAGUAUGAUUGAAUCUUAUAGGAAUUUUUUCGAUGGAAUUUUUUGUACUACUUCCCAUAGAAUAGCAUCCAUUCUCAUUUGUUUUUCUUAUGAUGCAAUCAAACAACACAAAAACCUGUAGGAUUGAGAUGAGUAUGACAUUUUAAUCCUAUGUUUUUUUAGAAUUAAUCCUAUGUUUUUUCUUAUGCCCGGGUUUUAGAAUCCUGCGAAUCAAACACAUAUACAAAACACGAAUUUACUUGUUAGCCAAUAACUCGAUAUAGUACACCAUUGUAGUUUUAUAUGAGUUUAUAUUUUAUAUUUAUAGUAUGAGGAGAACCCAUAACAUCAAAUGAGGUUUGAGAUUUGCGGGAGCCUCAAUGCGUCUAUGCUUGAUUUUACUUCACAGAAUGUGCAUAUGUUACCCUAGUGAAUAAAUAUGGCACAUCCGGUGUGAGCUGUGAAUCGAGUCCAUAUGCUUCUUUUCCGCGGCGAAAUUUAUGUGGUUAGGAACAAACAAACUCGCUCCUAUGAAUAGGUUGUGCCUAUGCUCGAUUCUGCUUCGUUGGGUUCAAAUAGAAAUUGAUCUUUGACACAUUGUCAUUUGAGCAGGAGGCAGAGUACAUGGAAUUAACAUGGAGAGCGAAGAUGGUUGGCCCAACCUUGCCAUCAUUCUACCUCGACGAUGAUCGCCUACCAUCGAAUAAAUCAUAUGGUUUUAACUUUUUCAACGGUGAUGCACUGUGCAUGGAUUGGCUAGAGAAGCAAAGCAAUUCAUCCGUUGUGCUGGUGUCCUAUGGGACCGUCUCUAAUUAUGAUGCAACCCAGCUAGAGGAGCUUGGCAAUGGACUGUACAAUUCUGGCAAACCUUUUCUUUGGGUUGUAAGGUCCAACGAGGAACACAAGUUAUCCAAAGAACUCAGGGAAAAAUGUGAGAAGAUUGGAUUAAUUGUCUCAUGGUGUCCCCAACUUGAGGUUCUUGCACAUAGGGCUAUUGGUUGCUUUGUUACCCAUUGUGGAUGGAACUCGACACUAGAGGCACUUGCUAAUGGUGUACCUCUUGUGGGUAUUCCGCAUUGGGCAGACCAACCCACCAUUGCAAAGUAUAUGGAGAGUGCAUGGAGCAUGGGUGUGCGUGUACGGAAGGACAAUAAUGGAUAUCUAAAGAUGGAGGAGGUUGAGAGGUGCAUUAGAGAGAUGAUGGAUGUGGAGAGAAAUGAUAAGUACAAAAGAAAUGCUGUGAAGUGGAUGCAAAAGGUCAAGGAGGCAAUGCGGGAAGGAGGAAGUUCAGACAAGAAUAUCGCUGAAUUCGCUACCAAAUAUUCAUCAAUAUAAAGUUUGAACAAUGUUGUACUUUAAUAUAAGCAAGUAGACAGUGAUUUUGGCCUUAUAAAAGUUUAGAGUGACUGACAUUUUUCAUAUGUAAUUGUAGUGAUAUCUUCUUCAAAUUUAAAAGUAUGUUGGACUUUA